AUGUCAUCAUUAGGCAGUACAUUCAUUACUAUUCAACAAAAUAUUACUCGUUAUGUCUAUUCAAGUUGUUUAGUUUUUGAUACAAUUUGUUGCAUUCUAAACAUUACACUCUUAAGUCGACGACAAUUUUGUACAAUAUCCUUUUGUUUAUGGAAGUUCACACAGAAUUUCAAUGUUGGAUCCAUAGGAAUGUUAAUAGCUUUGCUUUUGGAUAUUCUACCAUAUAUUUAUAUUCACUCUAUUAUAAUAUUAACAAAUACUACAUUUUGCAAAAUUCGUGUUUAUAUAAUACAUUCAACAACAGUAGUAUUUCGUUGGCUUUUGGCUGCUGCAUCCA
Messenger RNA from Adineta ricciae, 337 nucleotides. NCBI's taxonomy places the organism in Eukaryota, Metazoa, Rotifera, Eurotatoria, Adinetida, Adinetidae. The record is from the annotation of a GenBank genome assembly.